Messenger RNA from Paramecium pentaurelia, 444 nucleotides. Lineage: Eukaryota; Ciliophora; Oligohymenophorea; Peniculida; Parameciidae. The record is from the annotation of a GenBank genome assembly.
AUGGAAUCCAUCGCCCCUUCAAAUGAAAUGUCUCAUUCAGGAAUGGCCACUUGCACUCUUUUUAAUUAAUCUGAAGAUUAAGUGAUAUCAGGCAGUCAGGAUAAUUCUAUAAUCAUUUGGAGAAUUAAUGGUACUUUUAUUGAAUUUUAUUCGUAGUUAAUUAAGCAUAAAAAUACUAUUGUUAAUAUAUCUAUGAAUUAAUAAGAAACUGAAUUUGCUUCAAUGAGCAAAGAUUAAUAAAUAAUCAUAUGGGGAAAUAUAUCAAAUAAAUGGAAAUUGAAAUAAAUUAUUUUGUAACCUGGUAUUAAUUUUGGAGAUAGAGUUACUUUUAUAUCUGAUAAUGUGCUAGUAUUUUAUUAAAUUUUUGAAAGAAUAACCUAUGCUCGCUCUGAUAUUGAAUUUACUAAAUACCACAAUAAAGUCUUGAUUUAAUUGAUAUUGUGA